UCUUCAUGAGUUCCCAUUCAAGUCCUUAUAUUUCCGAUGCCACGGAAGCACUCUGAGUCAUUUACCGUCAUGUCUGCUUAGCCUAUGUAGACACACUUUCCUUUCUCAAUUUUCGACAUUAUCAUUAUCUCUUUCAUCUAUUUUUCGCAACGUUUGUGUGCUAUCACGAUCCGAGUGGUUAAGUGACUCAUCAUGUCUGUUCUUGCACCCUUGGUCGAUCAAAACAUUUACACUGUUCCAUCUUUUACUCUUGAGAAUGGGAGGAUAUUGCGGGAGGUCCCGGUUGCCUACAUGACUUGGGGCAAACUGAAUGACACUAGAGACAAUGUUAUGGUCAUAUGUCACGCGUUCACUGGCAGCGCAGACGUAGAAGAUUGGUGGGGCCCUCUUAUCGGACGUGGAAAGGCCUUCGACCCCAAUCGCUUUUUCAUUUUCUGUGCUAAUGUUAUGGGCUCACCAUAUGGAUCGGCCUCUCCUGUGACGAUUAAUCCAGAGACAGAGAAACCUUAUGGUCCAGAAUUCCCCCAGACAUCAAUACGUGAUGAUGUGCGACUGCACAAGCUCGUUCUUGACAAUUUGGGGGUUUCUAGUGUUGCUGUAGCCAUUGGAGGCUCGAUGGGCGGAAUGGCUGUGCUUGAAUGGCCUUUAUGCAGCCCCCCAGGUUAUGUCCGCCAUAUCAUUCCUUUGGCUACGUCUGCGCGGCACUCUGCUUGGUGUAUCAGUUGGGGAGAGGCACAGCGACAAAGCAUUUAUAGCGAUCCCCUUUACGACGACGGGUAUUAUGCAACACAACCUUCAACAGGUUUAUCUGCCGCUCGAAUGGCCGCACUAUUAACUUAUCGAUCGCGCGACUCUUUCGAGAGUCGCUUUGGACGUCGCCCGCAAGUUCCGCCUGUGGAGUCUAGCGCCGUCACACCUUCAUCUAUUACACUUGCUGAUCAGGAUCUUGCUGCUCACAACGAGGGUCACAAAAAAGUGACCCGCAUACGCUCCCAAGCUCAAACCUCAGCCACGUCAUCUCCACGUCAUUCUCCAACAGAAGGGCAGAAGGGCACGGGGUCUAUCUCACCCCCUCCACCUUUUUCAGCGCAAUCGUACCUGCGCUAUCAAGGCGCCAAAUUCGUGGCGCGCUUUGACGCUAAUUGUUACAUCCAUAUCACCCGCAAGAUGGAUACGCAUGAUGUCGCUCGAGGACGGACGUCUACUCCCGAAGAUACUCCAUCGCCGACCGCACAGUCGACCGCUCUGGCCGCUGUGCUUGCAACUCUCCCCCCACGCGCAUUGGUGAUCAGCGUCGAAACAGACGGCCUGUUCACUCCUUCUGAACAAAAGGAGCUCGCAACGCACAUACCCGAUGCAGAACUCGUCGUCAUUCCAUCGCCUGACGGGCACGACGGUUUCUUGCUUGAAUUCGAGCAAAUCAACACGCACGUACUCCGAUUUCUCAGAAGAGAGUUUCCAGGAUUAUAUGAGAAAGAUGAGGAGGACACCCCUGAGGGGGACUUUGCGGUGAAGAAGACAAGUUUGUUUGGAGAGGCUGAGGCAGAUAUCGCGAGGUGGUAGAGGUAGGGCUUGCCCGACUGAUUUAUGUGAUUCCAUGAUACUUAUUGUGGCGGGGAUGUGUCUUGAUAUGUUUUCCCUGAUAUUCUGAAUAAAGGAAUAGAUGGUCGAUGGGGACAUAACACUACAUAUCAGAUAUCUGAGGUAUGCCAAGAUAGCUAGGUUAGGUUAAUAAGACAUCCGUCGCAAUUGGAGUGCGCACUUGUGGUUGGACUAGUAUUUGUUUAGGACAAGUUUAGGAACGACUAUCCUGAU
Suillus paluster is the source of this 1815-nucleotide messenger RNA. Its product is annotated as Alpha/Beta hydrolase protein. The record is from RefSeq and is a predicted model, not a curated record. The transcript is spliced from 3 exons. Lineage: Eukaryota; Fungi; Basidiomycota; Agaricomycetes; Boletales; Suillaceae. Gene Ontology annotation, biological process: L-homoserine metabolic process. Bases 193 to 1563 code for a protein of 456 amino acids. Gene Ontology annotation, molecular function: homoserine O-acetyltransferase activity.